This is a messenger RNA of Alosa sapidissima (American shad), 1208 nucleotides long. RefSeq names its product ankyrin repeat domain 54 (gene ankrd54). The record is from RefSeq and is a predicted model, not a curated record. Lineage: Eukaryota; Metazoa; Chordata; Actinopteri; Clupeiformes; Clupeidae. Gene Ontology annotation, molecular function: protein binding. Bases 153 to 1085 code for a protein of 310 amino acids. The transcript is spliced from 8 exons.
UGUUGGUAUAUUCCAACUGUGUGCAGUCAGACGAAAGAUGCUUGUUCAAGCGUGUUGAAAAUUGCUGUCACCAAAUGCAUUUAACGUGAGAUCAUCUACAAUACACGCUCGUUAUUGUAGAACAGCGACUAGAUUUAGCAAAUGUCCUGAAGAUGGACGGGUGGAGUCCAAUUGUUGCAACCUUUUCCGACGACGAGCGGUCAAGCUCUGAAGGCGAGUAUACAAUCGGAACUGGACAAUCUAAAGACACUGAAAAGGGACAGAAUGAGAAGGGAGUAGACGAGGGAGCUACCACCGGAUUUGGUAUCACUGGUUUUGGGGACAAAUCACUGAGGCUGAAUCGGACUGGACCGACAGCCGAGCAAGAACUCCGCUACUUGCACUUGCUUUGGGAACCAGGUCGACCUGGCGCUUCAACGGGAGUCGGAAGCAAAGCGGGGAAAGUGACAGGGAGCAGAGCCAGACGCCAUAUCAGAGUCCGGCGGAAUGUGGGGCCAAUAGGGAAAGAUGUAUAUGCUGUGAGGAGGCUCAGAGAAGCUGCAAAUGGAAAUGACAUAGACACAGUGCGUCGGCUUCUGGAGGAAGACAUUGAUCCCUGUGCAGCAGAUGACAAGGGUAGAACAGCCUUACAUUUCUCUUCCUGCAAUGGAAAUGAGACUAUUGUCCAGCUGCUGUUGAGCUAUGGGGCAGACCCAAACCAGAGGGAUAGCCUUGGAAACACCCCACUACACCUGGCGGCCUGUACCAAUCACGUGCCUGUCAUCACGACUUUGCUGAGGGGAGGCGCCCGUGUGGAUGCACUGGACCGAGCUGGACGGACCCCGCUGCAUUUAGCGCGCUCUAAACUCAACAUCUUACAAGAUGGAGACUCACGGAGUUUGGAGACACUACGAGGGGAAGUGACACAGAUCAUUCAGAUGCUGAGGGAGUACUUGAACGUGAUGGGACAAAGCGAGGACAGAGAGAGGCUUGAACACAUCUCGACACAACUGCAGCAUACUCGCACUAAGGAACAGGUGGAUGAGGUGACGGACCUGUUGGCAAACUUCACAUCACUCAGUCUACAGAAUUUAGGUGAUAGGUAGAAAAGGUCACCAAGUGGAGAACAUUGGUACGAUGUGGUGUGUGUGUGUGUGUGUGUGUGUGUGUGUGUGUGUGUGUGUGUGCGCGUGCGCGCCAGCAUCUCUGAUUGAGACAACUUUGACAUU